GACUCUGACGUUUCCAACCAAUCAGUUCGCACCUGCUGCAGUCGCGCAUUCUCGAGCUCCCGUGCUGGUGGAAUCAUGUCGAAGCGAGUGGCGGUGGUGAGCGGAGGCAACAAGGGCAUCGGGCUGGAGGUGGUGCGGGCUCUGUGCCGGCAGUUUAACGGGGACGUGUACCUGACAGCCCGGGACGUGGGCCGCGGGCAUCAGGCGGUGGAGAAACUGCAGCAGGAGCAGCUGAAGCCUCUCUUCCAUCAGCUGGACAUCAACAGCCUGCAGAGCAUCCGAGAUUUGAGAGCGACCAUGCUCGAGAAAUACGGAGGCAUCGAUGUCCUCAUCAACAACGCUGGCAUCGCUUUCAAAGUGGCAGAUACAACCCCGUUCGGCACCCAAGCUGAAGUGACGAUGGCCACCAAUUUCUUCGCCACCAGGGAUAUGUGCACGGAACUUCUCCCAAUCAUCAAACCUCACGGGCGGGUGGUGAAUGUAUCCAGCAUGGCUGGUUCUAGAGCACUGUCGCAGUGCAGCCCGGAACUGCAGGUGAAAUUCCGCAGCACGACCAUCACGGAGGAAGAAUUGGUGGAGCUGAUGAGGAAGUUUGUUGAAGAUGCUAAAAACGAGGUGCACUCCCAGCAGGGGUGGCCCUCCCAUGCCUAUGGGGUUACAAAGUUGGGGCUUACUGUCCUCUCCAAGAUCCUUGCCAGGAGGUUGAGUAAGGAGAGAGCAGCAGACAAGAUCCUCUUGAACGCCUGCUGCCCUGGUUGGGUGAAAACUGAUAUGGCUGGUCCCAAUGCACCCGGCACUGCCGAAGAGGGAGCCGUGACCCCUGUUUAUUUAGCCCUUCUACCAGAAGGUGCAGAAGGCCCACACGGAGAGUACGUUACCAAUAAAACUGUGCAGGAGUGGUAAUUUUGAAAUAUGGGUCAUGGGGCAGGUACAAAAUUUGGGGAGCACAAAGUCUUUUUGGAUUAUUUUUGAUCCACAAAUCUAUAUGUUGAUUCUUGCAAAUUUAUGGCUUUGUUUACUCAGUGGAAAUAAUUAUAAUUAAAUAAA
Molecule: messenger RNA, 1047 nt
Organism: Hypanus sabinus (Atlantic stingray)
Lineage: Eukaryota; Metazoa; Chordata; Chondrichthyes; Myliobatiformes; Dasyatidae
Product: carbonyl reductase [NADPH] 1-like
Exons: 2
Coding region: 76-903 (275 amino acids)
Molecular function (GO): carbonyl reductase (NADPH) activity
Source: RefSeq, a predicted model, not a curated record